AUGCUUUUAGCCGUUAUUGCUACAUGGCUAUCAGUGGUAGUACAUUGCUACAUGAUCCAUUUUAUUGAUUAUAGUAGCGCCAUAGAUGGCGUAUGGGAAACAUUCAGACCAAUAGUAGUCGGCUCCAAUCUGUCAAUAUGGCUAUACCGAAUCAACUUCAUCCUCGAUCUCUGUCUCAUAAAGACAUCGAUACUACUAUUCUAUGACCACAUCGCCGCGUCAAAUAAGCGCUUCCGAUACGUUGUUCGCGGAUUGCUCGCCAUAAUAAUCUGCGGCGGAAUAUCCCAGAUUAUCGCGUCCAUUCUUAUGUGUACUCCGAUCACAGAUGCCUUCUCAUAUGAUGUAUGGUACCGCGCUUGGGUCCUGCACGACUUCAAUGUCAAGUGUUACAACCCAAAUCCGUUUUGGCUCUUCAUCGCGGUUUACAACCUCACUACGGAUGUAAUCAUCUGGACGCUACCAAUGAUAUUCUUCCUGAAUAUCUCUACGUUGCCACUGCGACGCCGUCUCGAACUGAUCGCCAUCUUCUCCGUCGGUAUCAUAGCCGUGAUAUCUUCCGCCUUUCGACUCCACACUACCGUCCUUUGGCUGUCAGGCAUCCAGCAACAACAGCUAAGCACACCAGAUCUUCUGUUGUGGAGCCAGGUAGAGCAGAAUCUCGGUAUCAUCGCGGCCUCCGUUCCCUUUCUCCGACCACUAUUUCGCAAAGCGCUAGGCAAGGCAAGGAGCAGAGAACAGCCAAGUCCUGGUCCAGGGUUGCCUUUAGUUGGCCACCCGGCCAUGUUCAGGACGCCAAUCAUUCCAUCCCCUAGCCCGACAUUCGACAGGUGUAGUCGGGAGUUCAGGCCACCGAGGAAUGAUAGGAACAACGCAACGUCUAUCCUGACGCCAAUGGCGCAGGACACCUACUGGGGCACCUUUGAGGACAUCUCCACGUACAAUGUACAGCUCAACUACCUCGAGAAGAUGUGGAUGGCCUGGUACGCAUGGAUGGGCAACGACGUCCUGGCGACAGGAAUCAUGUCCUUUGUCAUCCACGAGGCCUUUUACUUCGGACGCUCGCUUCCCUGGAUCAUCAUCGACUGCAUACCUUUUUUCAACCGCUACAAGAUCCAAGCUCACAAAGUCCCCUCUGCUUGGGAACAAACACAAUGCGCUCUCCUCGUCCUCCUCUCCCACUUUACCGUCGAGCUUCCUCAGAUCUGGCUGUUCCACCCCAUGUGCCAAUACUUCGGUCUCGAGACCUCGGUUCCUUUCCCUAGCAUCUACAAGAUGGCUUACCAGAUCGCCAUCUUCUUCGUCUUCGAGGACGCAUGGCACUACUGGGCCCACCGUGCCAUGCACGCCAGCUCUUUCCUUUACAAGAACAUCCACAAGAUCCACCACCAAUACUCUGCUCCCUUCGGCCUCGCUGCUGAAUACGCCUCGCCCAUCGAAGUUAUGAUCCUGGGUUUCGGUUCCGUUGGUGUGCCCAUUGUCUUCUGCGCCAUCACCAAGGACCUCCACAUCCUGACCAUGUACGUCUGGAUCAUCUUCCGUCUGUCCCAGGCCAUCGACGCCCACAGCGGUUACGAGUUCCCAUGGAGUCUGCACCACUUCCUGCCCUUCUGGGCCGGCGCCGAGCACCACGACGUUCACCACGAGAAGUUCAUCGGUAACUACGCCAGCAGCUUCAGGUGGUGGGACUUUGUCCUUGACACCGAGGCUGGUGCUGAGGCUUCCAAGAAGCGACGAGAGCGCAAGUUGGCCGCUGCCAAGGCUAAGAAGGCCAUGUAA
Molecule: messenger RNA, 1776 nt
Organism: Alternaria burnsii
Lineage: Eukaryota; Fungi; Ascomycota; Dothideomycetes; Pleosporales; Pleosporaceae
Product: c-4 methylsterol oxidase
Exons: 6
Coding region: 1-1776 (591 amino acids)
Biological process (GO): ergosterol biosynthetic process
Molecular function (GO): C-4 methylsterol oxidase activity; iron ion binding
Source: RefSeq, a predicted model, not a curated record